ACGUUUGGGGAUGAUUGGUCCGUUAUCGGGGGAAAAAAGCAAACAAAUCACCGCCGUUAAAUAACGGAUCGACGGCUGCAGCAUGGCCGUCGUCACAUCGUUCCUCCGCUGCACGACCGCCGCCGCGCUCGCACUCCACCACCACCACCACCAACCGGCCUUGCUCGCCGUCCGCCUCCGCUUCCCGCGCCACCGGAUCCCGACGAGCAGGGCCAUGUCGUCCUCGCCGGCCGCCGACGCCGCGCCCGCGCCCGCGCCGCACCAGGCCGGGCCGUGGUACGCGGUGCCGGACCUCAGCCUCCGCGGCCACCGCUUCGCCGUCCCGCUCGACCACUCCUCCCCCGGCUCCCCCUCCGCGCCACGCAUCACCGUCUUCGGCCGCGAGGUCGUCGCAGCUGGAAAAGAAGAGGCCCCUUUGCCUUACCUGGUGUACCUACAAGGGGGGCCUGGAUAUGAAAGUCCCCGCCCCACGGAAGCGAGUGGUUGGGUGAAGAAGGCAUGCGAAGAAUACCGUGUGUUAUUGCUAGAUCAGCGAGGAACAGGAUUGUCAACACCGUUGACAACAUCAUCUCUUUCUCAAAUAACAUCUGCAGCAGAGCAGGUGGAGUAUUUGAAGCAUUUCAGGGCAGACAACAUAGUUAAGGACGCAGAGUUUAUUCGUCGGCAUCUUGUACCAGAUGCCAAGCCUUGGACAAUUCUGGGACAGAGUUAUGGUGGAUUUUGUGCCGUUACAUAUUUGAGUUUUGCUCCAGAGGGCCUGAAAGCUGUCCUUUUAACUGGAGGGCUUCCACCACUAGGAAAGCCCUGCACUGCAGAAACUGUGUACAGAGCCUGCUUUAAGCAGGUUCAGCAGCAAAAUGAGAAGUACUAUAAGAGGUUUCCUCAAGAUAUACAGGUCGUUCAUGAAGUUGUAAGAUACUUAAGUGAAUCUGAAGGUGGAGGAGUUCUUCUUCCAUCAGGUGGCAGGUUAACCCCUAAGAUGCUGCAGUGCCUUGGACUAUGGGGUUUAGGUUUCAGUGGAGGAUUUGAAAGACUGCAUUAUCUACUCGAGAGAGUUUGGGAUCCUGUACUUGUUCCUGGUGCAAAAAAGAAUAUAAGCUAUUACUUCUUGAAAGAGUUUGACAUGUGGGUAGGUUUUGAUCAAAAUCCUCUUUAUGCUCUCUUACAUGAGUCUAUCUACUGUGAGGGAUCUUCAUCGAAAUGGUCAGCCGAUAAGAUUUUCAAUGAAAAUGGAAGUUUGUUUGACCCUGUUAAGGCUACAGAAGAAGGCCGUCCUGUGUAUCUUACAGGAGAGAUGGUGUUUCCCUGUUUUUUCGAUGAGAUCAAUGCUCUACGGCCCCUAAAGGAGGCUGCACACUUGUUAGCUGAGAAGGAGGACUGGCCUCCGUUGUAUGAUAUCAGCGUGUUGAACAACAACAAGGUCCCAGUGGCCGCCGCGGUGUACUACGAGGACAUGUACGUCAACUUCAACAUUGCCAAGGAGACGGCGUCCCAGAUCGCCGGGAUCCGGCUGUGGGUGACCAACGAGUACCCGCACUCUGGCCUUCGCGACGGCGGCCCCCACGUCUUCGAGCAUCUCAUGGGUCUCUUGAAGGGCAAGAGGCCUCUGUUUUAGCCUUUUAGCCAAUCCAUAACUAUGACAAUAAAGCCUUCAUUUUCUCCUAGUUGAGAAAUGAAUUACAAUAUACCCCUGGUUAAAUGUUUCUGAAUGUCUGCACAUACAUCCUGGGGCACAAAUUUUGGCGCUCCAGUCAUGCUUGCACGCUUAGAAUUGCGCUAUGUUAUGCACAUCUCGUUGGGAUCCUUCUGAAUUAAUGCUCCACUCAACCCGAAUAAAGAACUUCAGACAAA
Messenger RNA from Aegilops tauschii subsp. strangulata, 1851 nucleotides. RefSeq lists its product as uncharacterized. Gene Ontology annotation, molecular function: peptidase activity. NCBI's taxonomy places the organism in Eukaryota, Viridiplantae, Streptophyta, Magnoliopsida, Poales, Poaceae. The record is from RefSeq and is a predicted model, not a curated record. Gene Ontology annotation, biological process: proteolysis.